AUGCUAAGGCGCCUUCUCCACGGAACAAUCGUGCUCCCGGUGCGUGCCCACACACACAGGUGCUCUCUCUCACACACAGGGCUGAAGUGUGGGAUCCCUGCUGUUGAUGUCGAACGUAGGACAACUGUCUUGGAUUCUGGGUUCUUCUCUGGAAGUACUCGCUGGAGGGAUUCAGCGGUUGGUGGACAACCGUGGCAGGUCUCCCUAAAAUUAGGUGAGCACCGAUUCUGUGCAGGAAGCUUGAUCCAAGAUGAUCUGGUUGUUACAGCAGCACACUGCUUGGUUGGCCUCAAUGAGAAGCAAAUUAAGAGUCUGACUGUGACUGGGGGGCACAACCUCUUUCCGGAGGGUAAACAGGAACAGAAGAUUCCUGUUUCAAAAAUGAUUAUCCAUCCUGAGUACAACAGACUUGGAUAUAUGAGCUCUGAUAUUGCACUGCUGUAUUUGAAACACAAAGUCAAGUUUGGAACUGCUGUUCAGCCAAUCUGUCUUCCCCAUAAAGAUGAUAAAUUUGAAGCAGGGCUUCUUUGCAUGACCAGUGGAUGGUGCAAGAUUUCAGAGACAUCAGAGUAUUCAGAUGUCCUACAAGAAGUGGAGCUUCCCAUCAUGGACGACAGAACGUGUAAUUCUGUGCUGACGGGUAUGAAUUUUCCUCUCCUGGGGAGGACCAUGAUGUGUGCCAGUUUUCCUGAUGGGGAAAAGGAGGCCUGUCAGGGAGACUCUGGAAGUCCAUUUGUUUGUAGAAGAGGCAAUGGAAUCUGGGUCCUUGCUGGGAUAACUUCCCAGGGAGCUGGUUGGACUAGAGGUUGGACUUUAAGAAGUAACCAUAGAAGGGCAUCACCUGGCAUUUUCUCCAAGGUGUUUGAGUUGAUGGAUUUUAUCACUCAGAACACAUUCACAGAUUGUAGAUCUGAGAGAACAGUGUUAUUUGGAGAAAAUGGGAAGAUUCGUUACCACCAUUCCAAAGAAAGCAGCUGUUCUCAUAAUUGCUUAUGUAUGUGGAAAAUAAUGGUACCAGAAGAUAAAAUUAUCCUGAUAAAAUUUGCAAGCUUAGACAUACAAAAUCAAGUUGGUUGUGACCAUGGCUAUAUAUCUUUACAAUCAAGCAAUGGAGUGCUUAUUAGUAAGGUCUGUGGAGAUAAAUUGCCUUCACCAUUGCUGACUGAGACCAGUGAAGCCACAGUUACAUUUGUUUCUGAUCCAGAAAACGGUGGCAGCAGCUUUGAGCUUACAUUUACUGCUGUUCAGAAGCACUCAGAAGCUGGUUCAGGCUGUGGGAGUGUAGCUGUAUUGGUGGAAGAAGGGAUGAUUCACUCUGCCAGUUAUCCUGACUCGUAUCCCAUGAAUGUAAAGUGUCAUUGGUUCAUUCGUGCUCCGGAGAAACACAUUAUAAAGUUGGAAUUUGAGGACUUUAUCACUGAAUUUAGCCCAAACUGUAUUUAUGAUGCUGUUGUGAUUUAUGGUGAUCCUGAAGAGGAGCAUGAGUUAGCUAAACUUUGUGGGAUCUUAAACCCUACUCCAAUAUUAAGUCCUCAUAAUAUGCUGCUGAUUCAUUUUAAAAGUGAUGGUGAAAAUAACUUCCGAGGCUUCAAGGCUAGUUUCACCUUUUUGCUCUCAGACUCUUCAAACCAAGUUGGAUCAACAUCACCUCCCCAAACCAAUCUUGUAUCUUCUGCAAAACUUAUUCCAUAUGGUAUCUGUGGCAUCCCUCCAUUUAGUCUCCAGUGGCUUUCCAGAAGAACUGUAGUGGGGGAGGAAGCCUGUCCCCACUGUUGGCCGUGGCAGGUGGGUGUGAGGUUUCAAGGCAGUCACCAGUGUGGAGGUGCCAUCCUCAACCCAACCUGGAUUCUCACUGCAGCCCAUUGUCUGCAAUCGAAAAAUAAUCCACUCUUCUGGACUAUUGUUGCUGGGGACCAUGACAGAACCCUGAAGGAAUCAACUGAGCAGGUGAGAAGGGCCAAGCACGUUGUGGUGCAUGAAGACUUUGAUAGCCGGAGCUUUGACUCUGACAUCGCCCUAAUACAACUGAGCUCUCCUCUGGCGUUCAACUCCGUCGUGAGGCCGGCGUGUCUCCCAGAAAGCACGGAGCCACUCUUUUCCUCUGAGAUCUGUGCUGUGACUGGAUGGGGAAGCAUUAGUGAAGGUGGCGGCCUCGCAAGGCGCUUGCGGCAGAUUCAGGUGCUUGUGUUAGAAAGAGAGGUCUGUGAACACGCUUACCGCUCUCACCCAGGAGGGAUCACAGAGAGGAUGAUCUGUGCUGGCUUUGCAACCUCUGGAGGGAAGGAUUUCUGUCAGGGAGACUCUGGUGGGCCAUUAGUAUGUCGACAUGAAAAAGGUCCCUUUGUCCUGUAUGGUAUUGUCAGCUGGGGAGCUGGCUGUGCCCAAACAAGGAAACUAGAUGUAUUUGCCAGGGUGAGUGUCUUCUUGGACUGGAUCCAAUCCAAAAUCAAAGGUACAGGUCCUGCUUCACUUCGGACAAAUAAUGAAAGAAAAACCUUAACAAGACAACAGUUGCCACCACCCACACCUUCAAUAGACAAUGAGUCUGGACCAGGUUGUUACUCUGAAGUGGAGCUAGAAGAGCCCAGAGGCUUUUUUUCAACUCCAAGAUAUCCACUGGAUUAUAGAGGAAAACUGGAAUGUUCCUGGGUGCUCAGAAUUUCACCUAGCAGUAUGGCAAAAAUGACGGUUGAAUAUCUGUCACUCCCUGGGUCUCCAAUAUGUCCAGAUUCAGUUAUGACUAUUUAUGAAGAAAGCCACAGUAAGAGAAGGGUGUCAGGUGAAUUAUGUGGAAGAGGGCUUUACCCGAUGAUUUUCAUGAGCUCUGGACCACUGGUGAGGGUGACAUUUCGUUCCCUUGUGCAAGGUGCUUUGGGCAUAAGUUAUAUUGUCUUUAGAGUCCAAGGUCCAAAGGGCAGUAAAACUCCCAAACUUCUCCAAAGUUCAAACCAAGAACAUGUGGCCGCUUAUGAGGAUGUUAUUCUGACUGAACCAGGAGGAAUCAUACAGAUCCCAAGAUACUCUCACAGAACCACUAUGAGUUGCCACUGGAAGUUAUUAGCCCCUUUAGAUCACAUCAUUCGCCUUGAUAUUAUCAACUUCCAGACGAAGUCGACACCCUUGGCCUGUCAGGGUCAUAUAUGGGUUUAUGAAGGAUUUGGAUCAGGCAAAAAAUUAAUAGGUAACUAA
Messenger RNA from Herpailurus yagouaroundi (jaguarundi), 3189 nucleotides. RefSeq names its product ovochymase 1 (gene OVCH1). The record is from RefSeq and is a predicted model, not a curated record. Gene Ontology annotation, biological process: proteolysis. Gene Ontology annotation, molecular function: serine-type endopeptidase activity. Bases 1 to 3189 code for a protein of 1062 amino acids. NCBI's taxonomy places the organism in Eukaryota, Metazoa, Chordata, Mammalia, Carnivora, Felidae. The transcript has 24 exons.